ACAGCAGGGAGGGGGCGAGGGCCGGGCGGGCUGCGGACGGCGGGAGGGACGGCCGGGAAGCGCGGGCACCGAGCAGGACCGCGGGACGGCCGGCCGGCCGGCCGGAGCCCGCGGGGGCGGCGCGGCGGGGGCCCGGGGGAGGCGCGGACCCCGGGCGGCAGAUGGUGCUGUUGGUGAUGUGAAGGAGUUGGAGGGCGUGCGGCUCAGUGGGAUACAGGAGAAGGGUUGCCAGAGAACUUGCCUGAAGCAGCAUGUCGUGGUUUAGUGGCCUCCUGGUCCCCAAAGUGGAUGAACGGAAAACAGCCUGGGGUGAACGCAAUGGGCAGAAGCGACAACGCCGCGGCACACGGACCAGUGGUUUCUGUGCACCCCGCUACAUGAGCUGCCUCCAGGAUGCACAGCCACCCAGCCCCACCCCUGCAGCUCCCGCUCGGUGCCGCUGGCAGGAUGAGGCCUUCAUCCGGAGGGGUGGCCCAGGCAAGGGCAAGGAGCUGGGGCUGCGGGCCGUGGCCCUGGCCUUUGAGGACACUGAGGCAGCAGCAGUGGCCAGGGCGGCUGAGGUGGCGCCUGAUGUGGCCCCCAGGAGCAGACAAUCCUGCUGGCGCCGUCUGGUGCAGGUGUUCCAGUCAAAGCAGUUCCGCUCAGCCAAGCUGGAGCGCCUGUACCAGCGGUACUUCUUUCAGAUGAACCAGAGCAGCCUGACGCUGCUGAUGGCGGUGCUCGUGCUGCUCACAGCUGUGCUGCUGGCCUUCCAUGCCGCGCCUGCCCCCCCUCAGCCUGCCUACGUGGCCCUGCUGGCCUGUGCAGCUGCCCUCUUUGUGGCACUUAUGGUGGUGUGUAACCGACACAGCUUCCGCCAGGACUCCAUGUGGGUGGUAAGCUACGUGGUGCUAGGCAUCCUGGCAGCCGUGCAGGUCGGCGGUGCCCUGGCAGCCAACCCCCACAGCCCCUCUGUAGGCCUCUGGUGCCCUGUGUUCUUUGUCUACAUCACCUACACGCUCCUACCCAUCCGCAUGCGGGCAGCUGUCUUCAGCGGCCUGGGCCUCUCCACCCUGCAUUUGAUCUUGGCCUGGCAACUCAACCGUGGUGACGCCUUCCUCUGGAAGCAGCUCGGUGCCAACAUGAUGCUGUUCCUCUGCACCAACGUCAUCGGCAUCUGCACACACUACCCAGCUGAGGUGUCUCAGCGCCAGGCCUUUCAGGAGACCCGCGGUUAUAUCCAGGCCCGGUUGCACCUGCAGCAUGAGAAUCGGCAGCAGGAGCGGCUGCUGCUGUCGGUGUUGCCCCAGCACGUUGCCAUGGAAAUGAAAGAAGACAUCAACACAAAGAAAGAAGACAUGAUGUUCCACAAGAUCUACAUCCAGAAGCAUGACAAUGUCAGCAUCCUGUUUGCGGACAUUGAAGGCUUCACCAGCCUGGCGUCCCAGUGUACUGCACAGGAGCUGGUCAUGACCCUGAAUGAGCUCUUUGCCCGCUUUGACAAGCUGGCUGCGGAAAAUCAUUGCCUGAGGAUCAAGAUCUUAGGGGACUGUUAUUACUGUGUGUCAGGGCUGCCAGAGGCCCGGGCAGACCACGCCCACUGCUGUGUGGAGAUGGGGGUGGACAUGAUUGAGGCCAUCUCGCUGGUACGUGAGGUGACAGGUGUGAAUGUGAACAUGCGCGUGGGCAUCCACAGUGGGCGCGUGCACUGCGGUGUCCUUGGCCUGCGGAAAUGGCAGUUCGAUGUGUGGUCCAAUGAUGUAACUUUGGCCAACCACAUGGAAGCUGGGGGCCGGGCUGGCCGGAUCCACAUCACUCGAGCCACACUGCAGUACCUGAAUGGGGACUAUGAGGUGGAGCCGGGCCGUGGUGGUGAGCGCAAUGCGUACCUCAAGGAGCAGCACAUCGAGACCUUCCUCAUCCUGGGAGCCAGCCAGAAACGGAAGGAGGAGAAGGCCAUGCUGGCCAAGCUGCAGCGAACGCGGGCCAACUCCGUGGAAGGGCUGAUGCCACGCUGGGUGCCUGACCGUGCCUUCUCCCGGGCCAAGGACUCCAAAGCUUUCCGCCAGAUGGGCAUUGAUGAUUCCAGCAAAGACAACCGGGGUGCUCAAGAUGCCCUGAACCCUGAGGAUGAGGUAGACGAAUUCCUGGGCCGUGCCAUUGAUGCCCGCAGCAUCGAUCAGCUGCGCAAGGACCAUGUGCGCCGGUUCCUGCUCACCUUCCAGAGAGAGGACCUUGAAAAGAAGUACUCGCGGAAGGUGGACCCCCGCUUCGGAGCCUAUGUGGCCUGUGCCCUGUUGGUGUUCUGCUUCAUCUGCUUCAUCCAGCUCCUCAUCUUCCCACAUUCAACCCUGAUGCUUGGGAUCUAUGCCAGUAUCUUCUUGCUGUUGCUGAUCACUGUGCUGACCUGUGCCGUGUACUCCUGUGGCUCUCUCUUCCCUAAGGCGCUGCAACGUCUGUCACGCAGCAUUGUCCGCUCGCGGGCACACAGCACCGUGGUUGGCAUCUUUUCAGUCCUGCUUGUGUUCACCUCCGCCAUCGCCAACAUGUUCACCUGUAACCACACCCCAAUACGGACCUGCGCAGCCCGGAUGCUGAAUUUAACACCUGCCGACAUCACUGCCUGCCACCUGCAGCAACUCAAUUACUCUCUGGGCCUGGAUGCUCCCCUCUGUGAGGGCACCGCACCUACCUGCAGCUUCCCUGAGUACUUGGUCGGGAACAUGCUGCUGAGUCUCUUGGCCAGCUCUGUCUUCCUGCACAUCAGUAGCAUCGGGAAGUUGGCCAUGAUCUUUGUCCUGGGGCUCAUCUACUUGGUGCUGCUUCUGCUGGGUCCCCCAGCCACCAUCUUUGACAACUAUGACCUGCUGCUUGGCGUCCAUGGCUUGGCUUCUUCCAAUGAGACCUUCGAUGGGCUGGACUGCCCAGCUGCAGGGAGGGUGGCACUCAAAUACAUGACUCCCGUGAUUCUGCUGGUGUUCGCGCUGGCGCUCUAUCUGCAUGCCCAGCAGGUGGAAUCAACUGCCCGCCUGGACUUCCUCUGGAAACUGCAGGCAACAGGGGAGAAGGAGGAGAUGGAGGAGCUCCAGGCAUACAACCGGCGGCUGCUGCAUAACAUUCUGCCCAAGGACGUGGCUGCCCACUUCCUGGCCCGGGAGCGCCGGAACGAUGAACUCUACUAUCAGUCUUGUGAGUGUGUGGCUGUCAUGUUCGCCUCCAUUGCCAACUUCUCUGAGUUCUACGUGGAGCUGGAGGCAAACAAUGAGGGCGUCGAGUGCUUGCGGCUGCUCAAUGAGAUCAUUGCUGACUUUGAUGAGAUCAUCAGUGAGGAGCGGUUCCGGCAGCUGGAGAAGAUCAAGACGAUUGGUAGCACCUACAUGGCUGCCUCCGGGCUGAACGCCAGCACCUAUGAUCAGGUGGGCCGCUCCCACAUCACUGCCCUCGCCGACUAUGCCAUGCGGCUCAUGGAGCAGAUGAAGCACAUCAAUGAGCACUCCUUCAACAAUUUCCAGAUGAAGAUUGGGCUGAACAUGGGCCCAGUUGUGGCAGGCGUCAUUGGGGCUCGGAAGCCGCAGUAUGACAUCUGGGGGAACACAGUGAAUGUCUCUAGCCGUAUGGACAGCACGGGGGUCCCUGACCGAAUUCAGGUGACCACGGACCUGUACCAGGUUCUAGCUGCCAAGGGCUACCAGCUGGAGUGUCGAGGGGUGGUCAAGGUGAAGGGCAAGGGGGAGAUGACCACCUACUUCCUCAAUGGGGGCCCCAGCAGUUAGCAGGACCCAGCUACCAAUUCAGCUGAAGGGACCAAGGUGGGCAUGUGAGUGGACUCUGUGCUCGCUGGGUGGAGCUGUGGCAGGGAGCACUGAGCCUCCAGACCCUGCUGACCACAAAAGGGAACACCCCAGCAGGCCAUGCUGGGACCAUGCUUGUCUGCCCUCAGGUUGGUGAAUGAGGGGAUACCAAGAGGAUUGUGCAAGUGACUUUCUUUUUUAAUUGGGGUAGGGCUGUUCCUUCUCCUUUCUUCCGGCUUCUGGGAGCAGGGGAGGGGGCAGCAGCAGAGGCAGUGGAAGCCCUCCUGCCUGACAGAUUAAAAUGGCAGCUCGCCAUACCUACCCUUUCCCUGUCUGUCUGGGCAACAGGCUCAGGGCUGGGCCCUUCCUUUCCCUCUUUUUCCUGGGAAUAUUUUGUACAAAGACUGGGGCAGGCAUGAGUGCCUAUUCCCUGCUUGCCUUUGCUCUGCCUGCAUCCCAGCACUGGUCCUGGAUACGCCCACCCCAGCCAGAUCUCCCUCCUAGGCACAGGGCAAAGGAGGGAGAUGCUCUGGGGACACAGUUCUAUCCAUAUUUCAGGGGAAUAUUUCCUUUUGCCAAAUCCUAGUCCCAUGAUCUGUCCCCAAAGGGGAACAAAGGGACUUCUGACAGCUCAGAUUUGACCCCAGUUCCUGCAAAGCUCUAAGGAAAGGAGUGUCUGGCCUCAUUGGUACUGUGAAAAUGCCCAGCCAGAGAGCAAGCACGUGUGUGGGGAUGUCAGAAGAUCAGGAGCUGGAAGUUCACCUGCAGGUGCCAAAGAGAGCAGGCUGACCAGGGAGUGGGUUGGUGCCAGACUCUGAUCUGAGGGCCCCGACAGGGUCAGGAUCAGGUCACUCUGCCCCAGUGCUCUCUUGCCAUCUACUGGCAAGGGGGUGUGGAGCAUCUCUGCCCCUUCUGUUGCCAAAUAGAAAAGGGCCAGGGCAUGGAGAAAGAUGACCCUGAUCCCAAGCCUGUCCUCCCAAGCCUCUGGCACUGGGAGGGCCUCUGUGUUUGUGUAACGUGCGUGCAUGUCUGUCUUUGUGUGCAGAUCUGUUUCCCAGGUCUGUGUGUGUCCUUGGCUCCUGCUCCUCAGCUCUCUACCCCAGGUUGCCUAUCUCCUGUGAGCCUCUGUCUUCUGAGAAUAAGGCAGGGUUUCUAAUUUCAAGGGAUGGAGAGAUAUGCCCAGGUUGCCCAAAAGUGGGAUGGGGUGUGGUAGCAAGUGGGUGGCCCUGGGGAGAGGAAUCCUUUUUGUGCCAAAUCCCUAAGUGCCAUUUGGGGGCCACGUAUGCAGCAUGAUUGUCUCCCUGCCUGGGGCAGGGACCAAGCCUGAACUGUCUGGGGUUUGGCGGGCAGAGGCUCAGGAAUUCCCUUGGUUCCCCAGCUGGUGUCCUGGGAUGUGUUAUGCUUUGGGACUGGGGUAGUGUGGGGUCCCUCUGAGGACUCAGAUACUGGUACUAGGGAUGGGAUGGGGAACCUGAGACUCAGCCUGAGUCUAGUAUGUUCCUGCUUCCCCAAUCUCCGUGAAGCCUCCAAGGGCUGGCAGGAGGGCGAGGAGGUUGGACACCAGAUUCCCACCAGGGUCCCUUUCCCUGCAGCCUCCUUGCCUCUGGCCUGAAUUAGUUGGUGCCUUGGUUUCUCUGUCUUGUACCUAUUUAAGCCAGAGGCAUUAGCCUGAAUUUUGCUUGAAGCUUGCCUUCUCUUGGAGGCAAUUAGAGAGGCAGAGUAAAGAGGGUCCCAGAGUUGCUGCGUUUGAGGAGUGGAGGGGGCAGGUGGCACUCUUGCCCUUCCUCAUGCCCUUUCUGACUCUAGCUCUUUGCAGAAGCCUGGUGUCUGGCUCAAACUGCCUGCCUUGGGGGAUCUUCACACAUCAACCAAAUGAUCCAUCAGGCACUUCAUUAGCCAAGGCAGCAGGAGGGGAAAAGACCAUUUGGUCCAGACAGAAAAUCAACUCCCUUCUCCCAGCCAUAUCCCUGGGUAGGAAGGGACUGCUUGGAGCCCUGGGGUGGGGGUGAGGGUGUAAGGAGACCAGAGUGGGAAGACUUCAGCCUUGGGUGACUUAUCUCUGCUUCUUGCCAGGUGGGAGGGGCCUGUCCACACCCUGGCUUCCCACACCACAGUGCCAGCCAUGCCCUUAGCUGGGCUACCAUUGCCCCCUUCCUCACCGUUGGUGGGGGAGUCAGUGGGUGGGAGGCCCAUGGACUU
This is a messenger RNA of Equus quagga, 5969 nucleotides long. It is a transcript of the gene ADCY6, whose product is annotated as adenylate cyclase 6. Gene Ontology annotation, cellular component: plasma membrane. The record is from RefSeq and is a predicted model, not a curated record. Gene Ontology annotation, biological process: adenylate cyclase-activating G protein-coupled receptor signaling pathway; cAMP biosynthetic process; adenylate cyclase-inhibiting G protein-coupled receptor signaling pathway. Lineage: Eukaryota; Metazoa; Chordata; Mammalia; Perissodactyla; Equidae. The coding region runs from base 252 to 3752 and encodes 1166 amino acids. Gene Ontology annotation, molecular function: adenylate cyclase activity. The transcript has 23 exons.